AUCAAAGGAAAUAAUCUAAAUAAACACUAACUGCGUCAACGUUCAACCCAGCAUGAAUCGAUUCCUUCUGGUGGCUUGAAUCCUGACGUUUCGAUGAAAAGCCAAUUCGUGCUCAUUUCGAAGAAAACCGGCAGAACGUGCUGCUGUUCAAAGGAAUCGUCGUCCGCAGCGGGUGAUGGUGGAAUCGCGAAUAAAACAAAGAUGGAAUUUGCGUACGACAACGGUGGGGUGCUCGAUGUGGAACCUGCAAGUGGUGAACAGUUUCCUGAAGUCAGCGUUAUUCAGCGAAAUUACGGCAAAAUAGAUUUACUAAACAAAUUGAGCGAGUACAGAAUGCAACUGGUAGAACGAACAGACCAGCGUAAUGAGAAAGCAUUUGCGGAAAUGCAGACGAUCAGCAUGAAACGGCUGUUGAGGGAAGGCACGUCCAAGGUCCGGGAAACGGUGUACCAAACGGGCAAUCGUAUGGUGGUCAAACUUUACCUGAUGCACUGUGGCAAGCGUCUGCAUAGUGUAGGCAAAUACAGAUAUUCUGCACGCUUUCUGGAAGUUGCCCAUGGCAUCGCGCAGAAAGCUACAAUGGGUUAUGUGCAGAGAGAGAUAGCUUAUCUACUGCGUGACGGCUAUAACAAUAUGGGACAAUAUCAUACAGAACCCAGCGUGUUGAGCUGGGAAAUGGAUCUGUUCGGGACAAAUGAUAGCAAGACGGUGUCGUGUGAGUCGGUGGAUGGAAAGCUAAUAGCUAAAAAAGAAUUCAAUGUCGGAGAUGUUAUAUUCAUCGAUAAGCCCGUGGCUGGUUACGUGAAGGAUUCGAAAGUACAGUGCAACUGUUGCCUGGUCAAGACACUGUACACGAUGCCCUGUGCGGAAUGUUGUGCAGUAUUUUAUUGCAGCAUGACAUGUCUGCAAAAGGAUGAGCGUUACCACAAGUACGAGUGUUCGGGGCUCGAGAUAUCUUACCUCACGGCCGUUGAUGGUAGUCCACUGGUUCUACGCAUGUUUGUGAACGCUAUGGACAUCUUUAAGCGCAAUUUAUUGCAACGCCUGCAGCAGCCGCUCGUGGAUAGUACGCUGACUCCUCAGCAAAUGUGGGAAAUUUUGCUUGAAGAUCAUAAGCAUUCGGAAGACUUUCUCAAAGUCUUUCAAGCAUGCACGUGUGAUCACUUCGCGGAAGACAAAGCUACGUACGGAAUAAUGCUGCAACAGGUCACGCUCCUUAUGUACUACAUCGUGUUAGAUAAGCGGGUGAUGCGAGAUUAUAUCGGCUGUGUGAUGGACUUUGCUGAAAAUUCGGCCUACAGAUUCAUGGAGAGCGUCCUGUUGCGGCUUAUAUGCGUCACGAAGCUGAAUGCGUGCAGUUUUCGUUACGACCUUAAGUUCGAUAAAGCUGAAGCGGAUGAAAUGAAUAUCGCAGGAAACCAGGAGUCAACAUGCGAGCGAAGCAUAAUCUUGAGUAACGAAUACUGUGGGAUGUACCGAUUUCAGACAGAAAUGGGCGCUUCCAGCACCGAUUUCAAUACUAUCUAUUCAUUACUUGACCAUGGAGCGGUCGUGUUUCGUGCGGCAAAAACGAUCAAGAAGGGUGAUGUGCUAGUGUUCAAGGUAGGAUCAUUUAGGCAUCCGACUUCCCAAAGUUUUGUUCCCACAGAUGGUGCCAACCCUGACCAGGUAUAUUCUUUUUCUUCGUCCAUCGAUAGUAGCGUGCAAGAAUUGGGAACAAUUCAGUCCAGCGAAACUAUGACGGUGCUCAUGGCCGAACUCUUACGUAGAGAAUUGCUGUGCAUGGAGGAUAAUUUCUUUGACCUGCUGAUGAUGUUCGACUGCUUCCUAGCCCAGUGUAAAAGCGGGCCGGCCACCCACGAGCGCAUGGUAACGCUGUUCACCGUCAUCAACAUGUUGGAAGCUCUGUACCACAAGGCUACGUUGAUCCCGUUGGUACUGAUGAAUGAUGAUUGGAUGAUAAUGCUAAUGAUCCGUGGCGUGGGAUUGCGCCUCAUUAGGAAGGAUUACAACGAGCGUCUUGUAAACAGCUUAUAUAAUAUGUAUUUCCAAGACUAGAACGCUAACGCUUUGAAGGACACAUCUGAAUCCAUUACUUAAAGGUCAUGCUCUAGAAUGUAUUACAAUUACGUAUAAUCAAAAAAACAAAAAAAUAGAACGUAUCCUGGACACCACCCGGAAAGGAUAUCGGAA
Messenger RNA from Anopheles stephensi (Asian malaria mosquito), 2193 nucleotides. RefSeq lists its product as uncharacterized. NCBI's taxonomy places the organism in Eukaryota, Metazoa, Arthropoda, Insecta, Diptera, Culicidae. The record is from RefSeq and is a predicted model, not a curated record. The coding region runs from base 94 to 2058 and encodes 654 amino acids. The transcript has 8 exons.